Messenger RNA from Limanda limanda (common dab), 532 nucleotides. RefSeq names its product transcription and mRNA export factor ENY2-2-like. Gene Ontology annotation, biological process: regulation of transcription by RNA polymerase II; positive regulation of DNA-templated transcription; poly(A)+ mRNA export from nucleus. The coding region runs from base 58 to 348 and encodes 96 amino acids. The record is from RefSeq and is a predicted model, not a curated record. Lineage: Eukaryota; Metazoa; Chordata; Actinopteri; Pleuronectiformes; Pleuronectidae. Gene Ontology annotation, cellular component: DUBm complex; SAGA complex; nuclear pore. Gene Ontology annotation, molecular function: transcription coactivator activity; chromatin binding. The transcript is spliced from 5 exons.
GGUUUUAUGACCGGACAGUGUGUUCCCCAGCUGAUCCAUCCCGACUAACACAAGAUCAUGAGCAAAGACUCUCAGAUGCGGGCUGCGAUCAACCAGAAGCUGAUCGAGAUGGGGGAGCGGGAGCGGUUGAAGGAGCUGCUCAGGGCCAAGCUGGUGGAGUGUGGCUGGAAGGACCAGCUGAAGGCACAAUGCAAAGAUGUGAUCAGAGAAAAGGGCCUGGAGCAUGUGACGGUGGAGGACCUGGUCACAGAAGUCACGCCGAAAGGAAGAGCUCUCGUACCCGACAGUGUGAAGAAAGAGCUGCUGCAGAGAAUCCGAGCUUUUCUGGCUCAACACGCAACUUUGUGAAUGAGACGACGAGACGUUUUUUUUUUACUCACUGUAAAUCCACAAGUCCGACUGUUUGUUGCCAUCGUGAGCAUUGCCGAGGUGUUGCUUUUAUUUUGUAUCGUGUGUUUUCAUAUUGAUUUUUUGUUUGUUAUGCAGCAGUUUUGGGGAAAAAAUAAAAAUAAAGUCAUGCCUAUUUUGGUCA